AUGAGUAGUAGAAAUUCUCAUCAACGCAAAUUGAAUUUUAAUGUUGGUGAAAAUUAUGAUAUUAUAGAUGUGGUAGGCGAAGGAGCUUAUGGAGUUGUUUGUUCUGCCACUCAUAAACCCUCCGGUCAGAAAGUUGCAAUCAAAAAAAUAACUCCCUUUGAUCACUCUAUGUUUUGUUUGCGAACAUUGAGAGAAAUUAAAUUAUUGCGAUAUUUUAAUCACGAAAAUGUUAUAGCCAUUCUGGAUAUUGUUAAACCGGAGAGCUUGGACAAGUUCACUGAAGUUUAUCUUAUUCAAGAACUUAUGGAAACUGAUAUGCAUCGUGUCAUUCGUACUCAAGAUUUGAGUGACGACCAUUGUCAAUAUUUUAUUUAUCAAACUUUACGGGCUCUUAAAGCUAUGCAUUCUGCAAAUGUCCUACACCGAGAUCUCAAGCCAAGCAAUUUGUUACUUAAUGCGAAUUGUGAUUUGAAGGUUUGUGAUUUUGGUCUCGCCAGAAGUGCAAAUUCGAAUGAUGAACAUAGUGGUUUUAUGACUGAAUACGUUGCUACUCGGUGGUAUCGAGCUCCUGAAAUUAUGUUAACAUUUAAAGAAUACACCAAAGCAAUUGAUGUAUGGUCUGUUGGUUGUAUUUUGGCUGAAAUGUUAAGUGAUCAUCAUCAAUUAACAUUAAUUCUCGAAGUUCUUGGGACACCAACAAUGGAAGAUUUCUAUGGCAUUAAAAGUCGAAGGGCUCGAGAUUAUAUUCGCAGCCUUCCGUUUAAGAAACGAGUUCCCUUCUCUCUUAUGUUUCCCAAGGCAAAUCCACUUGCCCUAGAUAUGUUGGAAAAAUUAUUGGCUUUUAAUCCAUCCAAGAGGAUCACCGUAGAAGAAGCAUUGAAACAUCCUUACCUGGAACCUGUGAGUAAUUUUUUUUUAUUCCCGUAUUAA
Molecule: messenger RNA, 930 nt
Organism: Diversispora eburnea
Lineage: Eukaryota; Fungi; Glomeromycota; Glomeromycetes; Diversisporales; Diversisporaceae
Source: the annotation of a GenBank genome assembly